UACACAGAGCGGAGGGCAGAGCACGGCACGCGCUGUCACUAUUUGAAGUUGACCGUUAAAAAGAUCAUUUGAAAAGAGAGGAAAGAAUAGCCUCGCUUUAAUGACAACACUCUUUUAUACUGUCGCCUCGAACCUGCAACUUCAUCCUAAUUGAUUGUGGAAAGGCUGUGAGGAGAAAGGCUGCGGGCUGCUCAUCAUCAUCCCGGGACCGGAGAGAAGCCUCACCGCGAGCUCCUGGUGUAUCGGAAUAAUUAGAGAGAGUGUGUGAGUGAGUGUGUGUGUGUGUGUGUGUGUGUGAGAGAGAGAGGAGGGAGAGAGGGGGAGCGAGAGAGAGAGAGGGACACUCUGGACCCGCAAAGGAAAAGAGAGGACUGACGGAGCCCGUGAAGUUUUCUAGUGUGUCGGCCCGUUUUUAAGGAGCCUGGUGGACCGUGGAGAAAGUGUUACCCCCUCCUUUAAGGUGGUCGCUUUCCCGCAUUAACUGAUGGACCAAGCACGGUGAAAAUUUGGACUACCCGUCGAAAUUUCUUCAUCAGUUUUAUCCGAUAUCUCAGGCCGAAAUGCUGCCCUGUGUCAUUUUCAUCGGCUUGUUUCUCGCUGCGGUCCGAUCCCAAGAUAUCCAUCCCUCAGAGGCAUCAUCCUCCAUUAGUGAGUCCUGUGACUCCUUGUGCUCCUGCGAGAGGAAAGACGGCAUCCUUCAUCUUAACUGCGAGCAGAGAAACAUCAGCAAAAUCUCCCAAAUCAAAGUCCCAGCAGGUGUGCCCUUCCACCUGAACCUUUACAAAAAUGACUUGGUUGAGCUCCGUGCUGAGGAAAUGGAAGGGCUUAAGAAUGCCCUUUCGCUGCACAUCGGGGGUAAUAGUAUACAAGAGUUGGAGCCAGGGGUCUUUAGCACUCUCGGUUUGCUGAAAAAACUCCAUAUAAAUAGCAAUUUCCUCGUCACACUGAAAGAGGACACUUUUCAAGGCCUGGUGAAUUUGGAAUUUCUCCAAGCUGACACAAAUUUCAUACGGGUCAUCGAGCCCGGGGCCUUCAACAAACUGAUCCGCCUCAAGGUCCUCAUCUUGAAUGACAAUUCCAUCGAGUUUUUACCCAGCAACAUUUUCCGGUUUGUGCCCCUUACCCACCUGGACCUACGUGGCAACAAGCUCCAGACGCUACCGUAUGUCGGCUUUUUGGAGCACAUCGGGCGCAUAAUGGAGCUCCUUCUGGAGGACAAUGACUGGGUUUGUGACUGUGACAUUUUACAUUUAAAAAUCUGGAUGGAGAACAUGAGGGCCCAAUCAGCAAUCAGUGAUGUGAUCUGCAUCACACCACAUCACCUCAAGGGGACCAUUCUGGCUAAAGUCAAGCGGGACGUCCUCUGUCCAUCCCACGCAGAUAUUAACUUAGAAGAGCCGUCGAAGUCACUGGAUAUGGUUGUUACGCCCUCAUCCAAAGUAGCUCAGACUCCCAAGGUGGUUAAUCCCAAAGAUGACGCCAGAAUCCCCACACCAUCUCACAUUCCCAGCAGUCCCUGUGUGGAGCACUGUUCUUGUCACAAUCAUCCCGUGGCUGGGUUUUUGAUGCAUUGUCAGGACCGAGGAAUUCAAAAGGUGUCGGAUAUCGGAAUACUUCAACAAAGCCCAACUAAGCUUGUCAUGACAGGAAAUAUGAUCCAGAAACUCCUGAAAUAUGACUUUGUCACAUAUGAUAGUUUAGAAUUGCUCAACUUGGCAAACAACAGAAUUGAUUACAUUGAUAAUGAAACUUUCCUCAGCUUGAGCAGUUUGAAAAAGCUCUAUUUAAAUGGCAACAGAAUCGAAAAGCUGUUCUCCACCAUGUUUGUAGGACUGCACAACCUUGAAUACCUAUAUCUGGAGUACAACCUCAUCAAAGAGAUUGCUCCAGGCACAUUUAAUCCCCUGCCAAACCUGAAGCUGCUGUCAUUAAAUAACAACCUGCUCAGCUCUCUUCCAGCGCAGAUAUUUCGCAACGUGCCUCUCGCCAAAUUAAACCUGAGAAAAAACCUGCUUAUGCACCUGCCAGUGAGCAACGUGCUCGAUCAACUCGACUCGCUAGAGCAGAUUUAUUUAGAGGACAACCCCUGGGACUGCAGCUGUGACUUGCUCAGCCUCAAACAAUGGGUAGAGAAACUGAGAAAGGACACAGUGGUGGGCUCCAUUUUGUGUCACACACCAAAGAAAGUGAUGCAGAUCGAACUAAGAAGCCUUCAUCAUGAGAUGCUUUGUCCUGGUUUAGGGACCUACCACCCAUUGCCCCCAGGUGGAGAGGAGAGCGUGACAGCCACCCUGGGGCCUGACGGCAGUGACAGGGGCCUGUUCAUCUCACUCACAGACACCAUCCCACUCUCUGUGCUCAUUUUAAGCCUUCUUGUUUUUGUCCUCAUGGUUAUAUUCUGCUCAGCGGGGCUCGUGGUGUUUGUCGUGCAUCGGCGCCGGCGAAGGGCGAAGAAAAAAGCAGCAGAGGAGCAGCCGCGAGAAAACACCAGCAGCAGCUCACCCAUUCACUUGCAUUACAGCAUGUACGGGCAGAAAACUACUCACCACACUCUGACACAGAGAGCGGGGUCUGCCACUCUGUAUGAAGAGAGAUCACACAGUCCCAUCGUGCAGAUCUGCCGCAACCCCACAUACUGCUCCCAGCACAAGGAGCACGACGCCAAUAUGGAUUACAACCUUGACGAACCCAGCUCCAAGCAUCAUCUCUGCCGAAGCAUCAUGGAGAAGGAAAAUACAUCUCCCCUCACAGGAAACCCCAGCUCAAAGUUCAGACCCAUGACCGGAGAGUGCCCAGCAGAGUUUGUGACUCUCGGCAACCCCAACUCCUUAUACAGGAACAUUCUGGAGAGGGAGAAGGAGCUGCAGCAGCUCGGAAUAACGGAGUACCUGAGAAAAAACCUCCCUCAGCUUCAGCCUGCUGUAGACAUGCAGGUCCCAGGGCACCAGGAGGAGGUGAAACUAAUGGAGACAAUUAUGUACUCAAGACCGCACAAGGUCAUGCUUGAGCAAACAAAGAAUGAGUACUUUGAACUCAAAGCUAACCUACAUACUGAGCCAGACUAUUUGGAAGUUCUGGAGCAUCAAUCUGCAUUUAACUGAGCUUAAGAAGUUGUGAUAAAUAUAAAUAUCUAUAAUAUUUGAUCUAAGUGCCUUGUCCUUUUUGCCCUCUUGUACUUUCCACAGUGUGAAAUAUAAAUAUAGAUAUAUGAUGGGCACAUCUCUUUAAUUGUAGCACAGAAUGUAACUGGUUGAUUCGUUUGUUACCUUUCAUCUGUUGACAGCCAUGUUAUGUAGCUGGUAAAAAUCAUUAUUUAUGGCCAAAUGUGACUUAACCUCUUAAUAUCCAUCGGGUCACUGAGGAAUCAUUUGUAAUGUAACAUCUUUAAAGGUUAAAUUGGCCCGCGGCCAAAACAAAACUCAACCCUAGAUUAGUCUCUAGCGUGCUGUCUGGGGUUAGGUUCAGGAUCAGGAUUAAGGGAACACUGCACUCCCAGACAGAACGACUGUUAGAUGAAAAGUAUGAAACUUGAGUUCAAAAGUAUCAGCUUCUGUGACCUGAACCCUUACCCUAAACCCGCUGGAUGUUUAAGAGGUUAAAAACCGCAGUCUGUUGAGCAGACCUGUGUUGAAACCCCCACUUUAAAAUCAGCUUUUUUAAAAAAAUUUUAUAAUUGAUUGAAUCUCUGCAGUGUUACUGCAGCCAAAUGAAUUGAUCCACAUAGCACCCCCAC
This is a messenger RNA of Archocentrus centrarchus (flier cichlid), 3733 nucleotides long. RefSeq names its product SLIT and NTRK-like family, member 6 (gene slitrk6). Gene Ontology annotation, molecular function: protein binding. The transcript is spliced from 2 exons. Lineage: Eukaryota; Metazoa; Chordata; Actinopteri; Cichliformes; Cichlidae. Bases 561 to 3101 code for a protein of 846 amino acids. Gene Ontology annotation, biological process: axonogenesis; positive regulation of synapse assembly. The record is from RefSeq and is a predicted model, not a curated record.